Hevea brasiliensis (rubber tree) is the source of this 2065-nucleotide messenger RNA. RefSeq names its product protein FLX-like 1. The transcript has 7 exons. The record is from RefSeq and is a predicted model, not a curated record. Lineage: Eukaryota; Viridiplantae; Streptophyta; Magnoliopsida; Malpighiales; Euphorbiaceae. The coding region runs from base 374 to 1318 and encodes 314 amino acids.
AUAGAAAACAAAGAAGAAAAACUCAGACAACAAAUUUUUUUUUCCCCUUUUCCGCUCAAUCCGAACAAAGGUUAGGGUUUAGUAAUUAAAAACCUAAUUCAUUGUAGAACGCGUUCAGGAUUUCAUUCCCGUCGAUUCUACGAUGAGAAUUCUCUUUAUGUAGAGGCAAGAGAGACUCUCGCCAAAAUCAUUGCCUCGUUUAAAUUCUUCGCAUCCCAAACUCACUUCUUACAGGAAUUGCUGGUGUUGAUGUGAAGCACAUUUGGCGUUCACUUCCGCGGGGAACUCUGAUUCCAGAUUGGAUCAGAAAGACAUCUGAAUUGUUUCUUUAAGAACUGAACUUUAAAAGAUCAUUUAAUCUUUAAGAGAAAGAAUGUCUGGGAGAAAUCGCGGCCCCCCUCUUCCAAUGAAAGGCUUACCUCACGCUGGCCUACCACCUGCCAUCCAUGAAGCACAUUUUGGCAGAGGGCUUGGACCAAUGCCCCCCCAUCCCCAUCCAGCCCUACUGGAGGAAAUGAGAGAAACCCAAUUUGGGAUAGAUCCCAGGCGGCUUCCCCCCCAUCCUGCAAUAAUGGAGGAGCGUCUUGCUGUGCAACACCAAGACAUUCAAGGUUUAUUGGCUGAUAACCAGCGACUAGCUGCAACCCAUGUUGCACUUAAGCAGGAAUUGGAAGCUGCCCAGCAUGAGUUGCAACGGAUGGCACAUUUUGCAGAUUCAUUGCAUGUGGAGAAGGAUGUGCAGAUGAGGGAAUUGCAUGAGAAGUCUCUAAGGAUGGAGACAGAUCUUCGUGAGUUGGAGGCUAUGCGCAGUGAGCUUCAUCAUGUCCGUGCUGAUAUUAAGGAACUUAGUGAUGUGAGGCAGGAACUUACUGGUCGUAUACAGGCAAUGACUCAAGAUUUAGCUAGAUAUAAUGCAGAUUUGCAACAAUUACCAGCUUUGAAGGCUGAAAUUGAGAGCAUGAAGCAGGAAUUGCAACGUGCACGAGCUGCUAUUGAGUAUGAGAAGAAAGGAUAUGCAGAAAAUUAUGAGCAUGGCCAGGUGAUGGAGAAGAAAUUGAUUGCAAUGGCUCGGGAGUUGGAAAAGCUUCGUGCAGAGAUUGCUAAUGCAGAGAAGAGAGCUCGUGCUACUGCAGCUGUAGGUAAUCCAGCUUAUACUGCAAACUAUGGCAAUCCUGAAGCUGGAUAUGCUGGUAAUCCUUAUCCUGUUGGCUAUGGCAUGAAUCCUGUGCAAGCCACUCCUGAAAAUUAUCCCCAAUAUGGAGUUGGACCUGGUUCCUGGGGUGCAUACGAUAUGCAGCGAACUCAAGGACACAGAUAGAUUGAUUUCCAAGUAGCUAAGAUGUGUGUUAAAUGGUUCUGAUGUCUCUAAAGUGGCACAAGCUAGAAUCUGAAGCAAAUCACUAGCAUGGAAUUUAAUCAAGAAACUAUUUGGAAUUUUGGGUGCUUAAAUUGGUCCCGUCAUGAAAUUAGCACUUUUGAUUUUUUCAUGCUCCUCUCUGGUUCCAAAGUGUGCAGUCAUAUCUGUUGGCUCAAGGAAUAAUUUCAGAAUCAAUUUUCACUUAAUAGUUCUCUGGAGAAGUGAUGGAGUUGCAUGGCCAGACUCGAUUGACAAAAGCUGAGUUUGUUAUCUGAGGACAGGGGAAUAUAUGGGAUGAUUUUGUGACCUUGGUGUCAAUUUAACACUCAUGGAUUCGUCGAUGUGAAGGUAUUUUUUCUGCCUGGUAUAGCCUCCUGCUGGUUAUUUGAAGCUGAAUUCUGACGCUGCUGUUUCUAAGUUACUGGAAGGAUAGGUCUUGCUCUUUUGGUUGAAAAUGAUAAAGCAUUAAUGUGAUAUGCUUUGGCUCGGCAGCAUUUUGGGUUGCACCACCUUAUAUGGUAUUGGAGUCUUUUUUCCUUUUUUCCUUAUGUUCAUAGGAAUGGUAAUUAUGUAGCUUACCGGUUGGCCAACUUGGCUUUGUCUGUUUCCUCGGAGAAGUGGUUUGAGAUGGUACACCACUGCCUCUUGAUCGUGUUUGAUGCAGUUUGCGUUUUUCCUCAACAAAAGAAAAAAAUAUAUUUUUUUUCU